AUGCCUACUUCUUUUGUGCAAAAACUGAGAUAUGCUGUCUGUUGUGGGUCUGCAGAUGUCGAUCAGAAUGAAGGGCCACCACCAUCUCCUCCGGCUACUGCACCUCAAGCAGCAAAUACCGCUGCAGCUAUGGAACAGCCCCCGCAACAAAUUGUCCCACAGUCUGUUCAAUCUACUGCGGAAGCUAGUGCUGGAUUCACCGGAGAAGAGCAACCAGAGCCUAUUGAAGAAAACUGGGAUGACGAAGAGCCAGAGCCAAGUCCUUACAAACCGGAGGACUUUGUUGUUGAGAAAGAUCAAUACGCUACAUACAAAUAUGAUCAAAGCCCAUACAAAACAUUUGAUGAUGUACAAAAAUCAUUUGACGCUGAAUCUCAGUCCUACCGAAAGCCUGAUACCGUGGAUUUAGAUACCCUUUGGGGAAGUCGUGAAUAUGAACGCUCUAUUCGUAGCUGGAACCCUGAGCAAGAGUUCAAUCCUGCUCAAAUUAGAGCUCAGACCAAAGCAAGAUAA
Mucor velutinosus is the source of this 513-nucleotide messenger RNA. RefSeq lists its product as uncharacterized. NCBI's taxonomy places the organism in Eukaryota, Fungi, Mucoromycota, Mucoromycetes, Mucorales, Mucoraceae. The transcript has a single exon. Bases 1 to 513 code for a protein of 170 amino acids. The record is from RefSeq and is a predicted model, not a curated record.